AUGGGUAAGGAAGCAGGAACAAAACAUAUAGAAGAGCCAAAGACGGAAGGAGCAUACAAAAAUAUCGGCCUCAAAUGGGCCAUGAGAGAAGAAGCAGGUAAUUGGGCAAUGAAGAAAAACAAGAAGAUGAAGCAAGUACACAAAAACCAGGAGGGAGAAACUUACUAUGUGGAGCUGGCUUCGGACGAAGAGAAUGAAGAAUCAGAAGCUAGCAACCAAGUUAACAAGGAUCCAAAAAUUUGGGAGGAGAUUCUAAGCAUAGGAAUGCAACACAGUUUGAAGAUCAAGAGGAAAAGGGAAGUCACAGACACCAAAAUUCUCGCUGAAGUCAAGUGGAAUGAAGAUCAAGAGUCAAGAAAUAGCAAGCGGAGCAGGACAGAAGCGGCUGAACAAGACAACAAUAUGGACAUGGAAGAGCAAGAACCAACAUUCAAGGCCGAGGAGGCGGGCCCAAACAUGCCCCACCCCAGCCAUGAUUGUCCUAAGUUGGAACUGUCGAGGCAUGGCGGCGGCCUCGACAGCUUCUGA
Messenger RNA from Arachis stenosperma, 528 nucleotides. Its product is annotated as protein PXR1-like. The record is from RefSeq and is a predicted model, not a curated record. The transcript has a single exon. NCBI's taxonomy places the organism in Eukaryota, Viridiplantae, Streptophyta, Magnoliopsida, Fabales, Fabaceae. Bases 1 to 528 code for a protein of 175 amino acids.